Messenger RNA from Puntigrus tetrazona (Sumatra barb), 2771 nucleotides. It is a transcript of the gene slc29a4b, whose product is annotated as asolute carrier family 29 member 4b. Bases 161 to 1717 code for a protein of 518 amino acids. NCBI's taxonomy places the organism in Eukaryota, Metazoa, Chordata, Actinopteri, Cypriniformes, Cyprinidae. Gene Ontology annotation, molecular function: nucleoside transmembrane transporter activity; monoamine transmembrane transporter activity. Gene Ontology annotation, biological process: nucleoside transmembrane transport. The transcript has 11 exons. Gene Ontology annotation, cellular component: plasma membrane. The record is from RefSeq and is a predicted model, not a curated record.
GAUGAUUCCGUGACUUGCGCAGGAGGGCGGGGAGCCUCGAGAGGGAAAGAGGGAGCAGAAAGCGUGCAUCCUCAAAUAAGACCGCUUGAAAACGACACCCUGGAUCGUAGUUCAAAGAUUAUUCGCGUGUGAGGAAGUGAAUGACACUGACACAUCAGAUAUGUACUCAGAGGAGUGGAGCAGGAAUCGGCAGGGAAAAGAGAAGCCUGUGAUCACCAAUUUCAGCUUUAGUCAGCUGCCAGAUGAGGAGAAGAGGGGUAGGAUAAAAGCUCACAGUGCUCAGGACUCAGAGGAAUCCAUUCCCGAUGAUCGCUACCAUGGCAUCUACUUUGCCAUGCUGUUGGCUGGUGUCGGCUUUCUGCUGCCGUACAAUAGUUUCAUCACCGAUGUGGACUACCUUCACCGCAAAUUCUCAGGCACCUCUAUUGUGUUCGACAUGAGUUUGACGUAUAUUCUGGUGGCUCUCAGUGCUGUCAUCGUGAACAACGCAUUCGUGGAGAGGCUGAGCUUAAACACUCGCAUCUGUGUGGGAUAUCUAUUUGCAUUGGGACCUUUGGUGUUUGUGAGUGUAUUUGAUGUCUGGUUGGAGCUGUUUAACACUCAGCAGUCCUAUGCUCUCACUCUGGCUGCAAUUGCCAUUGUUGCAUUUGGAUGCACAGUGCAACAGUCCAGUUUCUAUGGUUACACUGGGAUGCUGCCCAAGAGGUACACACAGGGCGUGAUGACUGGAGAGAGCACUGCAGGAGUUAUUGUCUCUUUGAGCCGCAUUUUUACGAAGCUGCUGGUGGAAGACGAGAAGAACAACACCAUCAUCUUCUUCCUGUUCUCUGUCUCGAUAGAGACGCUCUGUUUUCUGUUACACGUGGUGGUUCGACGGACUCACUUUGUCCGUUAUCACACCGAAAGAGCUCGCAACAGCUGGCUCAAAGGACAGAUUAAUAAUGUUAUGACCAAAAAGCACAGUGGCUAUCAGAUACAUUAUGACAGCGGUGCAGAAGAAGAGGAUGGAGUGGCAUCGAGUACAAUUGACGAAGCUGAUGCAGUUAAUCUGGGUAACUGUUCCCAUGGAGAUGGAAUAUACGUCAGAUUUGAUGUGCCAAAACCAGACACCAAAAGGAGCUGGAUGAGCGUGAAGGAGCUGCUGGGUCGGAGGUGUGCGGUUGCCCGGGUGAUCUGGCCCUACAUGCUCUCCAUUUUGGUGACAUAUUUCAUCACGCUAUGUCUGUUCCCUGGUUUGGAGUCAGAAUUACGUAACGCUACACUGGGAGAAUGGCUGCCUAUUCUCACCAUGGCUCUGUUCAACAUGGCAGACUUCGUGGGCAAGAUCUUGGCAGCGUGUCCGUACGAGUGGGGUGGUGUGCAGCUGCUGGUGUGUUCGUGUUUGCGCGUUCUCUUCUUGCCUCUGUUUGUGAUGUGCGUGUCACCCGUGCAGCGCCCCCUGCUGGCGCACCCAGCCUGGCCCUGCGGCCUGUCCUUGAUGCUGGGAAUCAGUAACGGUUACCUUGGCUCUGUACCAAUGAUACAGGCGGCAGGCAAGGUGCCGCUUCAGCAGAGAGAAGUGGCAGGGAACACUAUGACUGUAUCAUACAUGGCUGGACUGAUGCUGGGCUCUGCUGUGUCUUACUCAACGUACAGCCUGACCUCACAGGCACAUUCGACUCACACGCCGAAGCUCAACAACACACUCACAUUACAGAGCUACGUGCCCGGCCACUGAGUGUCUCUCACACGUGCACUGUUUGUAUAGAUGUUAACAUAAGAAUAAAGAACAUUUCCAGAGACUGUCCCUGCUGAAAACACCAGCUUAGACCAGAGUUUGCAUACUGGUCCAGGUUGGUUUGCUGGUUUGGCGAGCGAAGAAUCCCAGUUUGGGACACCAGCAUAUUAGCAUUUCAUUCUAGGGACCAGCAUUCAAAACGCGACAUGUGCUGGUGAGCAGCUACAUACUGUAUGUUGAUUUGUUCAGUUGGCUCAGAUAAAAUGUGUUAUAUGAGUGUUAUAUGAGACUGUCUGAAUAAUCAUUGAAUUGUUAAAUGAAUUGAUGUAUGACCGUUCCUGUCAUGUUUAAAUGUUUGGCUACCAUGUGUAAUUUAUAGAUAUGCUGUGUAGCUCUACUUUAUAACUGGUCGAUGUAGCUGUGUUGAUGUCUUGUUUUAGCUCAUGGCCUUCCACUUUGACCUAUUUAAAACAAUUAUUAACAAAAUGUCGUAUUCUGGCCAAAAUGCACUCACUAAACAGAAAGAUGUAGUUUGACUGAGAUGUCAAACUAACUAUGCCGUUGGAUUUUUUUGGACACGAUGGCCAGGUAAACCUGAAGGUGGACAGGGCGCACAGUUAACACACAAUGGGUGGAAUGAGGGGAAAGCAUUUUUCGAAUGUGAGCUUAUUUUAACUUAGUGCUUACAUAGAAAACCUUAGUGUUUACAUAGAAAAACAAUGGUAUAGUCGCUCGAUGUCAUGGAAAAACGUUUUGAUGAUCUGAUGCCAUGAAUCUUACAGACUUUCCCAAAUACAGCAAUUCUUGUAGCAGCUUGGGAAGUAGAAGGCUGCAGUUAGUGGAGUCCUUUUCCCUCGUCAUCCCCUCAUUUCCUGUUGUUUUUACACCGUUUCUGUCAAUAAAAGAGAGAAAUGGCUAAUAAAAAUUGGAGGUUGUCAUUUUUAGGGCACUUUUAGAGUACUGUUCAGAGUCGAGAUCAUUUUAUUCCAGUAAAUAAAAAAACCAAUCAAUGAAAUCUAAACUGUUUUACUCUAAUAAACAAAAUUCAAAAUUC